This is a messenger RNA of Hibiscus syriacus, 658 nucleotides long. Its product is annotated as dolichyl-diphosphooligosaccharide--protein glycosyltransferase subunit DAD1-like. Gene Ontology annotation, biological process: protein N-linked glycosylation. NCBI's taxonomy places the organism in Eukaryota, Viridiplantae, Streptophyta, Magnoliopsida, Malvales, Malvaceae. Gene Ontology annotation, cellular component: oligosaccharyltransferase complex; membrane. The record is from RefSeq and is a predicted model, not a curated record. The transcript has 5 exons. The coding region runs from base 127 to 477 and encodes 116 amino acids.
UAAAUGAAGGUCCAAUUUAAUAGAUAGUAGUAGAGACUUGAGCGACUGGGUACAAUUUACAAACAAGUUUAGCAGUAGGAGUGUAGAUCCGAACGAGAGGCAGAGCAAUUGAAUUAGGGCAAAAACAUGGGGAGAACAUCGAGCAAGGAAGACGCCGGAGCCCUCUUCCAUUCUCUUCGAUCUGCUUACGCUGCAACCCCUGUCAAUCUCAAGAUCAUUGAUCUAUAUGUGGGUUUCGCAAUCUUCACCGCCCUGAUCCAGGUAGUUUACAUGGCUAUCGUGGGAUCAUUUCCUUUCAACUCAUUUCUUUCUGGGGUGCUUUCUUGCUUUGGAACAGCAGUCCUUGCUGUUUGUCUUCGUAUUCAAGUGAACAAAGAAAACAAGGAAUUCAAGGAUCUACCACCUGAACGAGCUUUUGCAGAUUUUGUUCUUUGCAAUUUGGUGCUUCAUUUAGUGAUAAUGAAUUUCCUUGGAUAAAUCAAGCCUCCAGGUUUGCUGGACUGCUGGUCCUCUGUUUCUGGCUGUGAUUCAUAUUUAUGGUAUGAAACAAGACUCUUAGGUCAAUGUUACGAGUUUAUGCAUAUAGCAUAUAUAAUUGGGAACUGUAGUAAGAAUUUGAUCUUGCCUUUAGGUAAAGAGUUUGGAAGUUACUUGGAGG